GACAUUUUCCGGUCACAUUUAACAGAGGGACAACAAAAUGUACGGUGUGCAUACUCAAACGACCCUCAUAAAACGUUCUCUUUGGCCAACUUCAAAGAUAAUUUGUUUACUCUGAGUCGAGCGACAAAAACUCGAAAUGAGUACGCUCGUGACCGUGCUUCGCCUCCCGAGAGGACCUGAUCCGAAUGGCCGCGGAUUCGACCCGAACUCAACCCGUUUCGUCGCGCUGUGUCCAACAACUAUUUCUGCUUCGACUGAAACAUGGACUGACUCUGUCGAAGUGGGAGAAGAGCAGCGUGCACGGUCGGCUUUGAGAGAAAGCUUCCUGAGAACGCUCAUAGCCAUGACCAACAAGCAGGUGCAAUUCCACAUGUACGAGAGAGUCGAGGUUGAGGCGAAGUUUGGAGCGUCGGACAUUGACGUGCUCAACUUCCAAGUUUCGGAACUACAGACCCCCAUUGGGGUACAGAAAGAAGCUCUGCUCAGGUGUCAGGAUAUAAUUUCAUACUCCUUUGAUCUCUGAACAGUGCUGUUCACCAAUUUGUGCUGUUUUAGAGCAGAUAUCCAACAAACUUAAUCUGAUUUGUACUGUUAUUUUUAAUAUGAUUUGGUUUGACAUACAGUGCGUUUUGGGGAGUCAAUGAUGACAGGUCCAUUGCUACAGUGUUCUGUCUGGGUGAAUAUGUAGCAAGAUGUUACCAUUUAUUAUUCUGUUACUUUGAUUAAGGGGUAGACUUGCCAUAUGUUAUAUUUAUGUGGCCAGCCAGGUAUUGAGAACACUGCUAUACAGUAUGUCUAUGAUUUUUUUUUUUUGUAGUUUCCAAUUCAAUAUACCUCCACUGGAGGGAGAUGUCAGCUCUUGUCUUUACAACUGGUAUGUCAGGGGGCACCCAUACCACCAGGUUCUCUGACACUCAGCUGUCCAUUUCAUUAGGAAGAGAUUGGGGAUAAACACAUGUCUUCAGGUGGAAUUUGGAUAUAAUUGUCUGGAAACCUGAAUCUUGCCAUUAUUUUGUGAUUUACAGGACAAUGUGGUUCUUGUCUUCCUUUUCAUAAGAUCUGUUGCUGAGAUAUGUUUACCAAUGGGCAUAUGAACUUUCUCUUUUUUUCCUUAAAAAAAAAAGACUGACUAAACAUUCUGUCACUUGCAUUGAAUUUGAUAAUGUGUUCGUUGAGUAGGCUAUAUAUUGUAGAUAAAGUGGUGGUAGUAUCGAGCUUAUCGUAUUCCUCACUGAAUAAAAUAUUCACGUUCAGUGGUCACGUCUUUCAGUGUCAUAUGGCUUUAAUUUUUUUUUUUAUAUAUAUAUAUUUUGAUAAGACCCUGAAAUGUAGGCCUACCUUUCAGUAUUGUGCCAGUCAGCACAGAUAUUGCAACCUCUGGUUUUCUAAAUUGAAUAUGACCCCUAGCCUAAAUGAUCUCGACUGCCCAAUCUUUAAGACUGCAAAUAUAAUAUUCACAAAUGAAUAAGAGAGCCUACAGUGAACUAAACAAGUAUAAAUGACUGUUUACGGUCAAAUCUCCUUACAUACUUUGUGUAUGGGUUAAUAUGAUACCUUAGUUUACACGUUUGUCAGUUGAAACAGACCUGAUGAGUGGUCAGUAUCCAUCAUCCUCGCAAAACGCCCUCAUGACGAGGCAUCAGUAAUAUGUAAUCUUCCUAAAAGGUGCGUUUUGUGUGCGUCUCCAAUAAAUCAUUUUAUUGGAAUGCAUUAGGCAAUCAGUGUGCAGUGCACAGUCUCCCUCUGUUGUGCCUGAAUGAUACCGACCGCUUUGUGGAGACGGUCAACAAUGAGAGGGUGAGUCAUAACCAUCCCGCCCCCCUCUAAAGUAUGAGUGAAAUCCUGUGACGUUAUUGGGCCCUUGUGAUUAAAUCAGGAAGCCCUCAAGGACGACCAAUGUUAAUUUCAUAUUCCCAGGCAGCAACAGCAGCGCUCCACUCCCUCCCAGCCCGCACUCUCUCCUUGAUGUGCGUCCCAUUCAAGCUCAGUGAAGCACGUGGUCUGAAUGUUAAUCUUGUUGCAGUAGUGUAGCGACAAUAGAGUGAGACGUUACAUCUAGUUGCUGUGUGUUUACUGUCUAUGAGUGAGAAGAAGUUGAAUAGUCACUAAAUGAAAAUCCUCUUUUUGUGCUGUGGACUGAAUCUGGUGGCCUGCCUCAUUUGUUGCAUUGUGGGCACACUGUUUCUCAAUGUUAUCUACUCUUGAGUUUCUCUUUGUUGGCAGUCUGCUUCUCUGAUUCAAGUGGAAAAACAUCCCUGUGCGCAGGUGUAAGUGUGCGCCAGUGUUACAAGGGGAGAGGAGCUGUCACGAUGGUACAAGGAAUCUGCCCUGUCACACCAUCAGCCAACAGGAAGCACAUUAUGCGCCUUCCUGUUUGUGGUCCUCUCACUUCCUGUCAACUGUCUGUGAUAACUUACAAAAAUACAUGGCCACAUCCACUUAAUCAUACCCUGCCCAUAAUUCCCUCCAUUAAAACUGUUGGGCAGUUACUUCUAAGGAAUGUAUGUGUUUUACUUCUAUGACUGCCUCAUAAGGGGUUCGCCGAUUCAGUUUUUGGUUUAGGAGCGCUGGGGUUGAGAAAUUAUUCAGAUUAUUACUCAUCGGUACAGGCUGGCAUAAGGUCGAGGACUCAAAACAUAUAGAGAUACAUUUUUCAGACUGCAACCUGCUGCUGUCGUGGAGGAGGGCUAAACACAGGAAGAUGCUUCUAAUGACUGUCUAUGAUGCUGAUGACCCACCAACAGAGCUCCCAACUGAUGAUUGAAUCGCCACACAAGCGAUGAAGUUCACUCCCCAGCCAAUCAGAGGAGGGCAGGAAAGCAAAGCUGCCAUUUUGUUAAGUUUGUGGAUAAGUAUGAUGACAAAUGGGUCCAUCCAACCCUCCAAAAGGGUUAAACAGAGUCCUCCAUAUUUCGGUCCUCUACACAUUCAAAGGCCAGGGGAAGCUGUGGCAUCACCCAGGUGGGUGCUACGUGUUCGGCAACGGAGGACCAGUACCUACGGAGAAGCGGCGCUUGGAACGGACGUCAGAAAGCAGACCUAUCGGCUGCCUUCGAUACUGUGAACCAUCAGAUCCUCCUCUCCACCCUCUCCGAGUUGGGCAUCUCCGGCGCGGCCCACGCUUGGAUUGCGUCCUACCUGACAGGUCGCUCCUACCAGGUGGCGUGGCGAGAAUCUGUCUCCUCACCACGCGCUCUCACCACUGGUGUCCCCCAGGGCUCUGUUCUAGGCCCUCUCCUAUUCUCGCUAUACACCAAGUCACUUGGCUCUGUCAUAACCUCACAUGGUCUCUCCUAUCAUUGCUAUGCAGACGACACACAAUUAAUCUUCUCCUUUCCCCCUUCUGAUAACCAGGUGGCGAAUCGCAUCUCUGCAUGUCUUGCAGACAUAUCAGUGUGGAUGACGGAUCACCACCUCAAGCUGAACCUCGGCAAGACGGAGCUGCUCUUCCUCCCGGGGAAGGACUGCCCGUUCCAUGAUCUCGCCAUCACGGUUGACAACUCCAUUGUGUCCUCCUCCCAGAGCGCUAAGAACCUUGGCGUGAUCCUGGACAACACCCUGUCGUUCUCAACUAACAUCAAGGCGGUGGCCCGUUCCUGUAGGUCCAUGCUCUACAACAUCCGCAGAGUACGACCCUGCCUCACACAGGAAGCGGCGCAGGUCCUAAUCCAGGCACUUGUCAUCUCCCGUCUGGAUUACUGCAACUCGCUGUUGGCUGGGCUCCCUGCCUGUGCCAUUAAACCCCUACAACUCAUCCAGAACGCCGCAGCCCGUCUGGUGUUCAACCUUCCCAAGUUCUCUCACGUCACCCCGCUCCUCCGCUCUCUCCACUGGCUUCCAGUUGAAGCUCGCAUCCGCUACAAGACCAUGGUGCUUGCCUACGGAGCUGUGAGGGGAACGGCACCUCAGUACCUCCAGGCUCUGAUCAGGCCCUACACCCAAACAAGGGCACUGCGUUCAUCCACCUCUGGCCUGCUCGCCUCCCUACCACUGAGGAAGUACAGUUCCCGCUCAGCCCAGUCAAAACUGUUCGCUGCUCUGGCCCCCCAAUGGUGGAACAAACUCCCUCACGACGCCAGGACAGCGGAGUCAAUCACCACCUUCCGGAGACACCUGAAACCCCACCUCUUUAAGGAAUACCUAGGAUAGGAUAAAGUAAUCCUUCUCACCCCCCCCUUAAAAGAUUUAGAUGCACUAUUGUAAA
Oncorhynchus keta (chum salmon) is the source of this 4204-nucleotide messenger RNA. RefSeq names its product gem-associated protein 7-like. Gene Ontology annotation, cellular component: SMN-Sm protein complex. Gene Ontology annotation, biological process: spliceosomal snRNP assembly. Bases 3400 to 4149 code for a protein of 249 amino acids. Lineage: Eukaryota; Metazoa; Chordata; Actinopteri; Salmoniformes; Salmonidae. The record is from RefSeq and is a predicted model, not a curated record. The transcript has 5 exons.